Messenger RNA from Fulvia fulva, 618 nucleotides. RefSeq names its product Ypt/Rab-type GTPase ypt7. Gene Ontology annotation, biological process: regulation of vacuole fusion, non-autophagic. The record is from RefSeq and is a predicted model, not a curated record. Gene Ontology annotation, cellular component: phagocytic vesicle; vacuole; fungal-type vacuole membrane. Bases 1 to 618 code for a protein of 205 amino acids. The transcript is spliced from 4 exons. Gene Ontology annotation, molecular function: GTP binding; GTPase activity. Lineage: Eukaryota; Fungi; Ascomycota; Dothideomycetes; Mycosphaerellales; Mycosphaerellaceae.
AUGGCCUCCCGAAAGAAGAUUCUGCUGAAGGUCAUAAUUCUGGGAGACAGUGGAGUAGGAAAGACGAGCUUGAUGAACCAAUAUGUCAACAAGAAGUUCAGCGCAUCAUACAAGGCGACGAUCGGCGCCGACUUUCUGACCAAGGAAGUCCUUGUCGACGACCGACUGGUGACCAUGCAGCUUUGGGACACAGCAGGACAGGAACGCUUCCAGUCGCUCGGAGUCGCCUUCUACAGAGGUGCCGACUGCUGCGUGCUGGUCUACGACGUCAACAACUCGAAGUCAUUCGACACAUUAGACUCCUGGCGAGACGAGUUUCUGAUCCAAGCUAGCCCGAUGGACCCAGACAGUUUUCCGUUCGUAGUCCUCGGCAACAAGGUCGACGUCGAGGAAAGCAAGCGGGCAAUCAGCUCGAAACGGGCAAUGGCCUUCUGUCAGGCGAAAGGUGGCAUCCCGUACUUUGAGACGAGCGCCAAGGAAGCAGUGAACGUGGAGCAAGCCUUCGAGGUCAUCGCUCGGAACGCUCUCGCACAAGAAGAAUCUCAGGACUUUAACCAGGAUUUCCCCGAAACCAUCCCGAUCAACAUAGGCGAGGAGCAGUCCGGCUGCUCGUGCUAG